Messenger RNA from Naegleria lovaniensis, 2982 nucleotides. RefSeq lists its product as uncharacterized. Gene Ontology annotation, cellular component: cytoplasm. The transcript has 3 exons. Gene Ontology annotation, molecular function: protein serine/threonine kinase activity; ATP binding. Lineage: Eukaryota; Heterolobosea; Eutetramitea; Acrasida; Naegleriidae. Bases 1 to 2982 code for a protein of 993 amino acids. The record is from RefSeq and is a predicted model, not a curated record. Gene Ontology annotation, biological process: protein phosphorylation; intracellular signal transduction.
AUGUCGUCAAAGGAAAUUAAAACCGACCCAAAGGGAAGAUAUUCAAAGAAAGAACUUUUAGGCUCUGGUGCCUUCAAAACGGUUUACCGUGCCUAUGAUACUGAGGAGGGUAUUGAAGUUGCAUGGAACCAAAUCAAACUCACUGGUGUUGCUCUAUCUCAAAAGAAGAAAAUGUUGCAGGAAAUUUCAAUUCUUGGACAGGUGAAACACCCAUCCAUCAUGGAAAUUUAUGACUCAUGGGAAACUGAUGACGGUGAAUAUUUGAUAUUUAUCACUGAGUUGAUGAGCUCUGGUACACUCAAAGAUUUCAUUCGCAAUUCUAAAAAAGUGAGACUUAGAAACAUCAAAAAGUGGUGUAAACAAAUUCUUGAGGGUUUGAAAUAUUUACACUCGAUAUCAAUAAUUCACAGAGAUCUAAAAUGUGACAAUAUUUUCAUGAAUGGCAGCAGAGGUGAAGUGAAAAUUGGAGAUUUGGGUCUGUCUGUGAGCAUGAAAGAUAAAAAAUUUGCUACUUCUGUGAAUGGAACGCCAGAAUUUAUGGCACCAGAAUUAUAUGAAGAAUGUUAUAAUGAAAAAGUAGAUAUUUAUGCAUUUGGCUUGUGUGUUUUGGAAAUGGUUACUGGUGAAUAUCCAUAUUGCGAAUGUAACAGCAUUGCUCAAGUAUACAGAAGAGUUACAUCAGGCGUUAAACCUGAGGGUAUUGAAAAAGUCAAAGAUCAUGAUGUCAAGGAAUUUAUUAACUUGUGCAUUUGCCAUAAAGAUAUACGGCCGAGUGCUGCAGAAUUGAUGGAACAUCCUUUCAUGACAGAUAAUAGAAAUAAUGACACUGUAUUUUACUUUGGGCAUGAAGAAGAGAGCAAUGAUGUUAGUGACGAAUCUGAUGAAGAAUUAGAGGAUGUCAGAGUGGUUCUUGGAAAUGACUCCACAAAUGACAAGUACUCUGUAAACACCAAAUUAUAUAUUAAGAUAGAAGGAAGUAAGAAGUAUAAGGAAAUCAAAUUUCCAUUCAAUUUACGAAAGGAUACACCCAGAGAUGUCGCCAGAGAAAUGGUCAAUGAACUCUCCCUGACAGAGUCAUUUGUUGAUUCCAUUUCGACAGCAUUGGCAGAAUGUUUGACAAAAGCAAAGCUAAAAUUUUUGACAACAAAAGCAAGUGCAGACAGUACAACAUCACCCUCCAAUUCAGAAACAUCAGGAUCGAUAUCAUCUGUCUCGGAGUUGUCCAAAGACACAAACACCAACAUUUCAGCUUCCACCUCUUCAACUACCCAUGUUGAUAAUUUAAUUCUUAUUGACUCUCCAAGCACUCCUAUGAAGUCGAAUGACACAAAAUCAACCCCAGUGAAGGAAAUGGAAAUUAUUAACCUUGCAAGCCCCGCUCCAAUUUCACCAUUCAAUGGCCCAGUAAUUACCAAUAAUUUAACUAAGGAAACUACAUCAGUAGUACCAAUACAAUCUGACACCAAGAAACAACAACAAGCAUCAUCACCAAAGAGCACAGAAAUUAACUUCCUUUCUCCAAACGCAUUUUCUCAGUUGGCACAACAAAAUCCAGCCAAUUCGAGCGGCACGAAUAGCAUCAAGCAACCAACUCAAACACCUGUCUCUGCCAAUCCUCAAACAAAUGUAAAACCACAACAACCAAAUUCGACUUCAACCAAACCUCUUACCAACAUUAGUCAAUCAGUGUCUAAACCAAACCCUCAACCAAUAAGCACAAAUUCACCAGCAACUCCUACUCAAGGAGAGGUAGCAAAGCAUGACAAGAGUAAUCUAACGAUAGAGACCAAGAAAGUUGCUGACAUUACAAAGAAAAAGGAUUCACCAACCAAUGAGCAACGGUCGUCUCCAUUAUUGAGAGGCCAGCCAGGUAACACAACACAAAGUAAUCCUUCUCAACAAACUCAAUCAAAUGGAAAGGCCAUUCGUACAAGCCCAACAAGUUCCAAACCAACAACCAAUUCGAAACUUCCAGAAGAAUUUGAGAUGCAAUGGGAAGCCUUGACUCAAAAGCACUUUGAAGAAGUGAUGAGUUUGAACGCAAAGCACAAGAGAGAAAAAUUGGAACUUUUGAAAAAGUAUGGCAUUGCACCCGAGAGUAUGAAAAUGACCAUUGGUAGUCCUGAGAAUGGUAGUGCAGCAAGCAUUCACAAGGAUUCAUUAAUUGUAAAUCCACAUUGCAUGACAAAUAUCGGAGAUAAGUUAAUUUUUGACAUGCAAGACAAGCUGGCAGAGGUGGUAAAGACAAACAAUGAAGGAUCAUCCGUUAUAACAGCAACAACCAUUGUAAACAACUUGAAGCAAACAUCUGCCAAUACUUUCAAAAUCAGUAGUACAAGUAUUCAGACGACAACAAGCCAACCAAGCAUGCCAUCAUCACAAGGAAAACCAACAAGCAUCACAACACCAAACUCAAUACCCUAUCCGUGUAAAGUGCCAUCGACAACGACCAAUAACAUAGCCUCUCAAAAGAUUGGCAAUACCAACAACAAGAUAGAGUCGAAACAAACUGCGACCUUCCAAGACUCAGACCUUAGCUCCCUUAUUAGCAAGAAUUUAGAGAAUUUGAGCAUUACGAACUCGUCAAAUUCAUAUGGGCCAAUACAGCAGCAGCACCACCACUUAGCUCAGAUAUCGAGCUCCAACAAUUCAAGCCCGUCAGCCGCCUCUCAAUCUCCGCAACAACAAUCGAACCAAGGCUCCACAAACUCAACAAAAUCUUCUGAAAACAAUUCAGCAUCCAACAAGACCAUCAUAUCACCUUUGAAACAGUCAUCCGAGACACCAAAGCUGCCCAGCGUCACUCAGGGAGGAGGUCUCAAGAAAUCAACAACAUUUUCUACCAAUGCUGCAGUUCUUGAACAGAGAAUGAAUAGAAGUUUUAGUGACCCAUCUGUGGAUCAAGGAGCAUCUUCCACUACAUCGUCGCCAACCAAUACGAUUUUGUCACCGUCUUCGACGCCCAUAUUAGAUAUAUCAUAG